UUUUUUUCUUGUUAAUUGGGGUUGAAGCGAAAUUGAUUAGAGAAAACCCCAAAGAGAGAGCAGCUCCCGCGGGGUUGGCAGGAUGAACGGGACGGAGGGCGUCAAUUUUUACGUGCCUAUGUCCAACAAGACCGGGGUGGUGCGAAGCCCCUUCGAGUACCCCCAGUACUACCUGGCCGAGCCCUGGAAAUACCGCAUCGUGUGCGUCUACAUCUUCUUCCUCAUCUCCACCGGCUUUCCCAUCAACUUCCUCACCCUCCUGGUCACCUUCAAACACAAGAAGCUCCGGCAGCCACUCAACUACAUCCUGGUCAACCUGGCGGUGGCUGAUCUCUUCAUGGCCUGCUUUGGCUUCACCGUCACCUUCUCCACCGCCUGGAACGGCUACUUCAUCUUCGGCCCCACCGGCUGUGCCGUGGAGGGCUUCUUCGCCACGCUGGGAGGAGAGGUGGCCCUGUGGUCCCUGGUGGUCCUGGCCAUAGAGCGUUACGUCGUCAUCUGCAAACCCAUGGGCAACUUCCGCUUCUCCUCCACCCACGCCCUGCUGGGCAUCGCUUUCACCUGGAUAAUGGCCCUCUCCUGCGCCGCUCCUCCCCUCUUCGGCUGGUCCAGGUACAUACCGGAGGGGAUGCAGUGUUCCUGCGGGCCCGACUACUACACCCACAACCCCGAAUUCCACAACGAGUCCUUCGUCCUCUACAUGUUCAUCGUCCACUUCUUCAUCCCCGUCAUCAUCAUUUUCGUCUCCUAUGGGCGCCUCGUUUGCAAAGUCCGAGAGGCAGCUGCCCAGCAGCAGGAAUCAGCCACGACCCAGAAGGCAGAGAGGGAGGUGACACGGAUGGUGAUCCUCAUGGUGAUGGGUUUCAUGCUGGCCUGGACGCCCUACGCCGUGGUGGCUUUCUGGAUCUUCACCAACAAGGGAGCGGAAUUCACGGCCACGCUGAUGGCAGUGCCUGCUUUCUUCUCCAAGAGCUCCUCCCUCUACAACCCCAUCAUCUACGUCCUCAUGAACAAACAGUUCCGUAACUGCAUGAUCACCACGAUCUGCUGCGGCAAGAACCCCUUUGGGGAUGAAGAAACCUCCUCCGCCGUAUCCCAGAGCAAAACCGAGGUCUCCUCUAUCUCCUCCAGCCAAGUAUCACCUGCAUAGACCAUGGACAGUUUGAACUGGGUUUGACCUGCCGAGCUCGGGGACUAAAACAAACAGCCACACACCCACUCGUGCCCCGACCCCCUCCCCUGC
This is a messenger RNA of Myiozetetes cayanensis, 1243 nucleotides long. RefSeq names its product green-sensitive opsin. Gene Ontology annotation, biological process: G protein-coupled receptor signaling pathway; visual perception; phototransduction. The record is from RefSeq and is a predicted model, not a curated record. NCBI's taxonomy places the organism in Eukaryota, Metazoa, Chordata, Aves, Passeriformes, Tyrannidae. The coding region runs from base 83 to 1150 and encodes 355 amino acids. Gene Ontology annotation, molecular function: G protein-coupled receptor activity. Gene Ontology annotation, cellular component: photoreceptor outer segment; membrane. The transcript has 5 exons.